GUCCUGAUCGAAGCAACUGUUUCCAGGGAGCGGCGAGGCUACAUUGCCAUGGAUGACAUCAUGCUCCUGACCUAUCCCUGUUGUGAGUACCAUCACCGAUGUAGAAGAGGAGGGAGGUGGUUGGGGAUUAAGGAGCAGUAUAAAAUAGAAAAGGUAGAGACUGAUACUGUAUAGAGAGUGAAAUGUAGAGAAUUACGUCCAUACGAUAAAGUGGAGGAGAACGCUAAUGGAAGCUUGACCUUUUCAUUGGAUGAUUGCCCUGAGGCCUCUCUCGGCAAUGGGGGUCCAGGUUUUAUGUGAAUGACAUUUGCCCAAAACACUCACCAUAUACACUUGCCUCUUCAGCUCCAGCCACUUUUUAGGAACAUUCUCUAGACUGAAACGGUAAAAUGUGUAUUUUGCAAAAGCUGUUCCUCUAGGAGAAGACCUGUGGUGGUUUUGUCACUAGGUGGUUUCCCCCUGCUGUUAUACAGUGGUUAAGGCUGUCUGUGUGUGCACGGUGUACCUGGGAUAACACAGGCUUAGUGUGCUAUCAGUCCUAGAGGAGUAGAAAAGUCCUUGGAAAAGCAGUAAUGACAGUGGCUAACACCCCUGAGCUUAAACCCUGGACAAAGCUUCUCUCUCCCUGUGACAUGUUUGCUCCCCGACAUACUGCUGAUCAACAAUGAUCUGCCAGCUCACUAAUUUGGAUUUCGGUUAACAGCUUUAGUCCAGUUAGAAUACUCCUCAGCAUCCCCCUUCCAACUCCUCAGAUGAUCCUGCAGGUGAAGAAGCAGGAUGUGGAGGUCCUGGGCUGGAGUGGUUACACGUGGUCUGCGGUUGUGAGGCCGGUUGGAUGUACUGCCAAAUUCUCUAAAACGACGUUGGAGGAGGCUUAUGGUAGAGAAAUGAACAGUCAAUUCUCUGGCAACAGCUCUGGUGGACAUUCCUGCAGUCAGCAUGCCAAUUGCACACUCCCUCAAAACUUGAGACAUCUGUGGCAUUGUGUUGUGUGUCAAAACUGCACAUUUUAGAGUGGCCUUUUAUUGUCCCCAGCACAAUGUGCACCUGUGUAAUGAUCAUGCUGUUUAAUCAGCUUCUUGAUAUGUCACACCAGUCAGGUGGAUGGAUUAUCUUGGUAAAGGAAAAAUGCUCACUAACAGGGAUGUAAACAGAUUUGUGCACAUCAUUUUUGAGAAAUAAGCUUUUUGUGCAUAUAGAAAAUUUCAGGGAUCUUUUAUUUCAGCUCAUUAAAAAUGUUACCAACACUUUACAUGUUGCGUUUAUAUGUUUGUUCAGUAUAGUUUCUACUGUAUGGUUUUAUAGACACCACAUGCCAUGGAGACCAGAAGUGAUUUAAAUCAGAGAUGCUGACUGUGGUUCCCCGUGUCUCCAAAGGAGAGCAGAUGGUAUCUUCUACACACCCUCAGUGCUACCAUUAAAUAAUUAAGACUGUCAUCAGGACCUGGGCACAGUACUGUCUAUGGUGGCACACUGCCAGCCUGCACCAUUUGUCACAGGGAAAGGAGACAAAAGCAAAGAGAAAAAAAAUCAACGAAAGGAAUAUGAAGGGGGAAAAAAUAAGAAAAGCCACCAAGCUCCUUCCUUCUUGCAAAUUCCGGUUGAAACUGCUAAGCACGCUUGACAUUUCUGUUGUAUUCUCCAUAGUCCUAGUCUUUGACUCUGAAACCGGUGUUGCAGUCAAAUGAAAUAUGUAUCAUGGUGAAGAGUCCCUGGGAUGCAAUCUGACACAUUUACACUACCAAGUUAUUUAGUCAACAGAAGGACCUGUUUUUUUUAAUCACAUUCAUUUUUGUGUUUGUUUAUGCUGGCUUAUAGCUACGAUGAAUUAUGAAUUAACUUUAGACGGGGGAGUUGUCCAUGGGAAACAUGACCACCUGUGGACUACAAACGCAAGAGGCAUCCCCGCCUCUCCCCCCUGCAUAUUUACACAAAGUAGAUCAACAACUUGUCUCUCUCUGCCAGAAAGCAACAGUAUAAUGAAACAUUGAACAUGGAAGAGCAGGACUUGAAACAUCAUUCGCCUCUCUCUUUCUGAUUUCACUACUACUCCACCACUGGGGUUGCUACGGUAACGUCUCCUGCCUGUCAAUCACUUUGAUUGACAGGUUGGGUUGUCCUCCAUUUUGUGGCGAUGAGAGCCUGUGCUGGAGGCUCUAACCCAGUGCUUAGGCUCUGCGGGAAGUCCGUCUCAUAGAGCUGUGGAGGAGCAGGAGAGCUCCAGUGUUAAUCACAGUGUAGCUGGGUGGGAGGGCUGCUGCUGCACCCAUACUCUGACUCACUGCGGCGCUCAAUGCAUCAAGCUGGGUUCUUAUCAGAAGAGUGCUGCUUGUUCUUCAUCAGCAACAAUGUUAUUGAGCCUGAUUUCUGAGUUCUCUGGGGUCUGGGGAUCUGGCUGAAGGAUGUUUACCUAACUUCCAAUGACGCCCGUGUUAUGGCCUAUUGCCACGGUGAAGGGUUGUCGAGAAUAGUAGCUGCCAGCAAUUAAUUUCUAAGUUGUGUAUUGGAUGACUUCUCUUUGUGGGUUUAUUGUAGGACAAUAAAUGGAGAGAACAAGCAAUAUGUCAAUGAGUCCUUCUCCAACCAGCUGUGAGGUCCUUCAUGGGAGAAAAUGAGUCUAUGAUUCGUAUCUAAUUAAACAUGAAAGUUUGAAUUACGUUGUUGUAUAAUGUGAAAAGCUGCCGAUGGUGACAUUUCAUACUUUCACAGUCAUACACAUCUCUCACUCUGGCAAUGAAGCUGGAACAAAGUUCCGAUUUCUGAUCAUUUACUGCAGCUCUUUAGAAAUCACAAAAUGUAUUAUAGCUGCAUAGCCCUCGAACUGAAGGACAUGGGCGUUUUGCCACACAUAACAACUUCGUAAAAUGUAUUUGAAAAUAAAAGCAUUUCUUUUGUUGGUCUGGCUGGCUGGCAUUGUGAUUGGCUGACUGUCACGGCACAGCAGUCCUUUGAUCUCUGCUCUCUCGCUCUGUUCCUACAGAUAAGGCGCCCCACUUCUCCCGGCUGGGGGAUGAGGAGGUCAAUGCUGGGCAGAAUGCCACCUUCCAAUGUGUGGCAUCGGGCCGGGCAUCGGAAGCUGAGAAGUUCCUACUGGAGGUCAGUGGGGAUUUGGGUGCACACCUGUAGUAUUUAUUUUCUCUCAAAUACUUUUGAGAGUUUGAUUGAGCCUGUCUGGAGUGCCAGGUAGGUGGGUUUGCACUUUUGGGUUCAUUUUCAACUAUUCAAUUGGUUCCAUUACGCCAGGCAAUCUCAAUCAAGCGCAGCUGAAGUAUUUGAAAGAAACCAAGUACUAUUUGAAUGAAGGUCUUUUUGGGAAUAACAACAUUUUUUAGUUCUACUUGAAGUGUAUUUGUAGUCACGCCAUUAAAGAGGGAACCUUGAAACGAUGGGUCAGUGUCUUUGAAUUAUAAACAUGCUUGUGUUAGUAUUCAAAUUCAGCAGAGCAUUGGGGAAAGUUGUAAUGCUACGCUCCAGCCUUGAAGACUCUCCAGACCAGCACCUUUGAAAAUAUAGUUUGCUCAUGAAAUCACAGCGCUCUGCUUUCUUCACAGCCUUCUUCCUUUAUCCAAAAUAGAGGGCUCUGUUUUUAAUAUCCCUUUUCACACUUGAAUGCUUUAUUCAUGCAACUUCCAUCCCUCUGAAGGUCAGGAAGGCCACUAGAGUGUAUUUCUGAGUGAAUAACAUUCAUUGGUUUUAAAAACCUCACGUAUGCAGGCCUGAUGGAAGGUUUCAAAGAGCAUUGUGAUAGUCUUUUGUUUUCCAGCCUGUCUCUCACAGCAAUGACCAGGCAGCCACACAUCCACGACUCCUACCACCACCUCUUACAGUAUGUGUUAAUUACACCAUGCAAGCCUUGAGGCGGAAGGCACAACAUCGUCUUCAACUUUGAGACCUCAAAGUUCAAGAAUUCUAACAUCAGAGUGAGAAUUAUAUCAAACAAACCAUUUUGUCACAUCACAAGGACAAGGACAGAUGCCUCUAGUAGGGAGCUGUCAUAACAGCACUAGCAUUCACAAUACCAAACGUCCUCAAGGCCCUUCGAAGCCUGCCUUCCCCAAACAGCAUGGGGAGAUACAUGACUGGGUGUCACGGCUGCCAUUUUAGAUGAGGUUGCUUCCCUUCCCUGUUGUGUUGUUAUUUUCUUUUGAUUGUUGCAUCUGCUGUGUUUACCAGCAGGGACCCAGUCUCACCAACUCCUGCCAGACUAAACAGAUCAUUUUGUUAGUGUUCUCAGUAAUUCCCUCCAGCCUGAUUGUUUACAUAAUCCGUCUCAUGCUUAUUUGAUAAACCUGAUUUCCCUAAUAUCCUUUCGUGGAGGGAGAAAAAAACAAAACAGAUAAAAGAAGUAAGCCGAGGGCAGAGGCCACUGAAGUCUAUGAUUGAGGGUUUGGUUUGGUUUUGGUAUGACCACCAGACCAGACUGGUUGCCACUGCUUGACCCUAAUUAGAGUUUGUGUGUUUGUGUGUUUACUUGUGAAAGCUGGGGCUUGUGUGGUCUGCGGCUUUCGGGACUUUACAAACAUACACACACGUCCACUGUGGCUUUGGACAGCACAAAGACUUACAUACGUCCAGUCAUCCAAGCAAACGGAGAAGGGGCCUAGCUCAUCCCCGGGCCUAUGUGUUCUCUGAGACUGAGCCCGUUUACUCACCAGUUGUUUUUCAAGAAAGAGAGAGGAGGAAUGUGUUGAUAGGCAAGCCUGCUAUUUCACACACUGAGGAAUGCCUUGGCCUAAACGUUAGACUAAUGUUAGGCUCAAGGUUGCCUGUUGUUGAGACUAUAGGCUUGAAGGAUACUUGGUGGUGAUAAUGGAAUAGAACAAUGUGAGAAAUGCCUUGAAGGGUUCAGUGGUAUACCUCCUUUCAUUCAACAACAUCUCUACUGCAGCUUUCUUUCCCAGCACCGGUACUCUCUUUUGUUUUUGUAAUUUUUUCUCCUGCGCUCUCUCUCUACCUUUGUCAUGCCCACUCCUUCUCCGUGAUAUAUUCUGGCUUUGAAGAGUCAUUUUCUCUGUUUAGUUCCCUUUUGCUCUGUACCAAAAAAUGAAAGCUUACCCCCCUGCUAUUCAUCUGCAAGACUACACAUUAGAGUGACUAAAGGGUGAAACAUUAAGUCCAUCAGGCAUGCACUUAUAGCUACGCAUGUGGACUUAAAUGUAUUGGCUCCAUAGCCGUUUGUAGGACUGUGUGAGUGCUGGGUGGUGAAACCACCCUAUAUUGCUGUGGACACUAAAGAGGACUGACUACCGGCGCCUGCGCUGAUUUAACUGAUGGCCCUCAUGACCAAUAUUGCUCUCAUAAUCGUUAUUAUCUUAACGAGAUUUCAUUUGUUUGUAUUAAAGGAUAGCUGAUUGUCAUUUUACAUGUUUAAAUCAGAGGGGAUGACCCCUGCCAUUCUAAUAUAAUUGCAUGCUGCUGGACAAUCAUCCUUUUUUAAUCACUCAACUCAAAUGGCCUAUUUAGCAAUAAUUGAAACAUAUUUAGUUAUGAUGUUGUUAGCUGAGUGUCAUGGCUCCACCAAGGGAACAAUAAUCUUACUAUGCAGACUGCCUCAAAUAUGGCACUCCAUUUAGCUGGUUUAAGAAGAUGGAGCAUACACAAAUGUUGUGGAUGUUGUUUCAAAGCCUAACACAACGAAAUGGACAGCGCUUUUUAAGGUGAUGAUUCAUUCAAAACACCCAUACACAUACUAGAGCUUAUGCAUAUGCAUAGGCCUAUAAACAUUAGGAACAUGGGCAUUGACUCUCCAAGGUGUCGAAAGCGUUCCACAGGAAUGCUGGACCAUGUUGAAUCCAAUGUUUCCCACAGUUGUGUCAAGUUGGCUGGAUGUCCUUUGGGUGUUGGACCAUUUUUGAUACACACGGGAAACUGUUGAGCUUGAGAAACCCAGCAGCAUUGCAGUUCUUGACAUGAACUGGUGCGCCUGGUACCUACUACCAUACUAUCUUGCCCAUUCAUUCACCCUCUGAAUAGCACACAAACGCAAUCCAUGUUUCAAGGCGUAACAAUCUUUCUUUAACCUGUCUCCUCCCCUUCAUAUAUACUGAUUGAAGUGGAUUUAACAAGUGACAUCAAUAAUGGAUCAUAGCUUUCACCUGGAUUCACCUGGUCAGUUUUAUUUUUAUUUUUUAUAAUUAAUAGGCUGAAACAUUUCCUUUAGCUACAGGAUAUCUCACCACUGCGCAUUUCCAUCUCCUCCUCUCUCUCCUUUCUAGAGUGCGCAGAGAGAGGGGCUGUCAAGAAUGUAAUAAAAUAUGUUUAGUUGUGAAAACAUGUUACUAUCGAUGUUCCCAAACAGAUUUCACUUGGUUUCCCAAAUUAAGCACUGGGUAGCUGCAGGAACAGGGUUGGAGAGCCCAUGGCAUACAGAGUUUGGGCAGAAUAUCACCUGUUGGCUGCAAGGCUGCAUGCUCCUCAAUCGGUGCGUGGAGUGAAAUAAGUGUUCUUAUACUGAACAAAGAUAUAAACGCAACAAUUUCAAAGAUUUUACUGAGCUACAAGGAAUCAGUCAAUUGAAAUUAAUUAUGUAGGCCCUAAUCUAUGGAUUUCACAUGACUGGGAAUACAGAUAUGCAUCUGUUGGUCACAGAUACAGUUGAAGUCGGAAGUUUACAUGCACUUAGGUUGGAGUCAUUAAAACUCGUUUUUCAACCACUCCACAAAUUUCUUGUUAACAAACUAUAGUUUUGGCAAGUCUGUUAGGACAUCUACUUUGUGUAUGACACAAGUAAUUUUUCCAACAAUUGUUUACAGACAGAUUAUUUCACUUAUAAUUCACUGUAUCACAAUUCCAGUGGUGUCAGUAAGCAGGGGGACACGUCUGGCACUGCAGGAUUUGAGUCCCUGGCGGCGUAGUGUGUUACUGAUGGUAGGCUUUGUUACUUUGGUCCCAGCUCUCUGUAGGUCAUUCACUAGGUCCCCCCGUGUGGUUCUGGGAUUUUUGUUCACCGUUCUUGUGAUCAUUUUGACCCCAUGGCUUUAUAAGCUUCUGAUAGGCUAAUUGACAUCAUUUGAGUCAAUUGGAGGUGUACCUGUGGAUGUAUUUCAAGGCCUACCUUAAACUCAGUGCCUCUUUGCUUGACAUCAUGGGAAAUAAGAAUUUGUUCGUAUUUCUUUAUAUGUUUUAUUUAACCUUUAUUUAACUAGGCAAGUCAGUUAAGAACAAAUUCUUAUUUACAAUGACGCCCUACACCGGCCAAACCCGGACGAGGCUGGGCCAAUUGUGUGCCGCCCUAUGGGACUCCCAAUCACGGCCGGUUGUGAUACAGCCUGGAAUCGAACCAGGGGGUCUGUAGUGACGCCUCAAGCACUGAGAUGCAGUGCCUUAGACCACUGUGCCACUCGUUAAAUACACUUGCCUAGUUAAAUACAAGUAAAAAUAAAUAACAAAUAAAAAUACAUUUCUGCAAGUCAGCAUGCCAAUUGUACAUUCCCUCAAAACUUGAGACAUCUCUGGCAUUGUGUUGUGUGACAAAACUGCACAUUUUAGAGUGCCUUUUAUUGUCCCCAACCCAAGGUGCACCUGUGUAAUGAUCAUGCUGUUUAAUCAACUUCUUGAUAUGCCACACCUGUCAAGCAUUUUUUGCAUUAGGAACAUUUCUGGGAUCUUUUAUUUCAGCUCAUGAAACAUGGGACCAACACUUUACAUGUUGUAUUUAUAGUUUUGUUCAGCAUAUAAACCUGGACAUUUCUAUAUUCAAUCCCGUUUGAAAGCAGAGUUUUGAUGGUUGCCCUUAAAAAGAGGAGGAUCCCAAAUGCAACUAUAUUUAUUUCUCAGCUGCUCAUAUUAACCACCUGCUCUACUAUAAAACCAGAGUAGUAGCUUACCCGGCAUGAUUGAAAAACUAACUGUGGGAAUGUUGCCUCCAUUCUCUAUUUGAGUGCAUACGGAUGACAUGUCUUUUUACUCCUGCCGCUGUUCCUGCCCAUUUGAUAAUGAGCCAUUCUAAAUUGAAACUAAUUUGACAUAGUAUUAAAGACAAGAUUAAAUUGAGAAUAGUCUGAUGGGUGAAAAUAUGAUCACUUGAUGAGAGAACAGCGUGCACACGUAUGAGCAACCUGAGGCAAGGAACAGAGCAAGCUUUUUUGUGUGACUUUCUCAAAUCAUUAAUAGCCUAUAGUCAUCAUGCAGCCCAUAUAUGUUUUAAUUUGUAAGACAUUCUAAGGUUUGUAUCAUUCACAACUAAAGUUGCCAAAAAAUCUAAAUGUAGCGUAUAGGACCUGUUUCAAAUGAUCACUUUUACGCUCAACAUAACCACUUCAUAUGCACACUUGGUCCGGAAAGGAAUUAUAUUAUUCUUACUAUAAAAUCAUAUAAAAUAAAAUAAUGGCACAGGGCUAUUUUGUCUGCUAAAUUAACUAGCCUACUGCCUAUGACAUGGCACAAAAAUACAUUUUCUUCAUAUCAUUAGGUUUCUUUAGAGCUGCCUGAAAAAAUAAUGGAUUUAUUGUGAUAGUGUAUAUUAAAUGGAUGCAGUAGAUGCAGUUAUUUGCAUGAAAAUAACCGGCUGACAAAAUGUCAUGACUGCUACAGCGCUACCCUUGCUCUGCAAAGGCCACGGCUUUUGUGGAGCAAUAGGUAACGAUGCUUCGUGGGAGGCAGUUGUUGAUAUGUUCAGAGGGUCCCCUGGGUUGAGCCCGGUUGGGGCAAGGAGAGGGACAUAAGCAUACUGUUGUUACAAUUGGAUAACUCAUUUGGCCCUGCCCAGCGCUGGGGUUGCUGUGAGAAGAAGGUUGUCAAAGGGCGGCAGGUACUUAGUGGGUAAGAGGCGUUUUGUUGCCAGUACCGAAAGGGUCGCAGGUUCUAAUCCCCGACCGACUAGGUGAAACAUCUGUCGAUGUGCCCUUGAGCAAGGCACUUAACGCUAAUUGCUUCUGUAAUCGCUCUGGAUAAGCGCUGCUAAAUGACUAAAAAUGUAAAAAUGUAAUGUAAAAGGGGGUAAGUGUAACGGUGUGAAAUGGCUAGUUCGAUAGCGGUGCAUGGUAAUAGUGUUUCAGUUGGUGACGUCACUUGCUCUGAGACCUUGAAGUAUUUGUUUCCCUUGCUCUGCAAAGGCUGUGGCUUUUGUGGAGCGAUACGUAACGAUGCUUCAUGGGAGGCAGUUGUUGAUGUGGUUCGAGCCCAGCUUGGGGCAAGGAGAGGGACAUAAGCAAUACUGUUACAUUUGUGUCUGUGUGCAAGCAUGUGUUUGUAUCUGACCCAUCCUGUUUUCUCUGUCCCCUCUCUCCAGAGGAACAGUGGGGACGUGACAUCUACAGCCUUGGUCAAGCACCUGAGUCACCGGCGCUUUGUGGCGUCAUUCCAGGUGGACAGUGUGCAGCGCACCGACCAGGACCUGUACCGCUGUGUCACCCAGUCCUCCAGGGGCUCUGGGGUCUCCAACUUCGCUGAGCUCAUCGUCAAAGGUAAAUACGCCCGCCAUCAGUCAGUGGGACGAGACUACUAGGUUAUGGAUCUCUCAAUAUGCUGUACUGUAGGUCUAUGAACCAAGGGAGAACUGAAUAAAACUGGUUUAGUCAUGUUACUUUGUGUUAGCAAUAGCAGAAAAUGGUGUAAAUGAACAUUUACAUAAUCCGUAAUCAAUUUACACAUCCCACACACUUGUCAGCUGUGGCAUAAUUCAAUCAGCACAUGGAAGUGCUUGAUUGAUAUUAUCAUAUAGACUAUGAUGCAUGUGGUAUCGUAAGCAAAGCACAUCCUUCGAAUACAAUAAUUGUAACUCCAAAUAUGUAUGUGGACACUAUAAAUAAACAUAAAAUAAUAACAAAAUAUGUUUUAUUGUCACAUACGAUGAAAAGGUUAAGUGCCUUGCUCAAGGACACAUCGGCAGACGCUCUAACCACUAGGAUACCUGCUGCCCAUAGCUCUACAUUCAAUGAAGAAAUACAACCUAUCUGUGUUAAUAUCUUGGGACUGGCAGUGUCACCAAGGGAUGAGUAAUGUGUUUGUUUUAAUUGACUGUGUUUUGUAUCUUAAUGUGUAUUUAAUGUGUAUAUUGUCUAUAUUUAUGUUUGCCUGAUGUACAGUUGAAGUCGAAAGUUUACAUACACUUAGGUUGGAGUCAUUAAAACUCGUUUUUCAACCACUCCACACAUUUCUUGUUAACAAACUAUAGUUUUGGCAAGUCUGUUAGGCAAGUCUGUUUACAUACACUAAGUUGACUGUGCCUUUAAACAGCUUGGAAAAUUCCAGAAAAUGAUGUCAUGGCUUUAGAAGCUUCUGAUAGGCUAAUUGACAUCAUUUGAGUCAAUUGGAGGUGUACCUGUGGAUGUAUUUCAAGGCCUACCUUCAAACUCAGUGCCUCUUUGCUUGACAUCAUGGGAAAAUGAAAAGAAAUCAGCCAAGACCUCAGAAAAAAAUUGUAGACCUUCUGGUUCAUCCUUGUGAGCAAUUUCCAAACACCUGAAGGUACCACGUUCAUCUGUACAAACAAUAGUAUGCAAGUAUAAACACCAUGGGACCACGCAGCCGUCACACCGCUCAGGAAGGAAACGCUUUCUGUCUCCUAGAGAUGAACGUACUUUGGUGUGAAAAGUGCAAAUCAAUCCCAGAACAACAGCAAAUUACCUUGUGAAAAUGCUAGAGGAAACGGGUACAAAAUAUCUAUAUCCACAGUAAAACGAGUCCUAUAUCGACAUAACCUGAAAGGCCGCUCAGCAAGGAUGAAGCCACUGCUCCAAAACUGCCAUAAAAAGCCAGACUACGGUUUGCAACUGCACAUGAGGACAAAGAUCAUAUUUCGGGAGAAAUGUCCUCUGGUCUGAUGAAACAAAAAUAGAACUGUUUGGCCAUAAUGACCAUCGUUAUGUUUGGAGGAAAAAGUGGGGGCUUGCAAGCCGAAGAACACCAUCCCAACCGUGAAGAACGGGGGUGGCAGCAUCAUGCUGUGGGGGUGCUUUGCUGCAGGAGGGACUGGUGCACAAAAUAGAUUGCAUCAUGAGGAAGGAAAAUUAUGUGGAUAUAUUUGAAGCAACAUCUCAAGACAUCAGUCAGGAAGUUAAAGCUUGGUCGCAAAUAGGUCUUCCAAAUGGACAAUGACCCCAAGCAUACUUCCAAAGUUGUGGCGAAAUGGCUUAAGGACAACAAAGUCAAGGUAUUGGAGUGGCCAUCACAAAGCCUUGACCUCAAUUCUAUAGAAAAUGUGUGGGCAGAACUGAAAAAGCGUGUGCGAGCAAGGAGGCCUACAAACCUAACUCAGUUCCACCAGCUCUGUCAGGAGGAAUGGGCCAAAAUUCACCCAACUUAUUGUGGGAAGCUUGUGGAAGGCUACACUAAACGUUUGACCCAAGUUAAACAAUGUAAAGGCAAUGCUACCAAAUACUAAUUGAGUGUAUGUAAACUUCUGACCCACUGGGAAUGUGAUGAAAGAAAUAAAAGCUGAAAUAAAUCAUUCUCUCUACUAUUAUUCUGACUAACUGACCUAAGACAGGGAAUUUUUACUAGGAUUAAAUGUCAGGAAUUGUGAAAAACUGAGUUUAAAUGUAUUUGGCUAAGGUGUAUGUGAACUUCCGACUUCAACUUUAUGUGCUUGUUUUUGUAUUGUACAGGGCUCAUUUGUAAAAGUGACUUUAGUCUCAAUAUUCCCUGUUAAAAUAAAGGUAAAUAAUAAUAAUAAUAAUAAUAAUGUUCCAAGCUGAUCAGUAGAGCAGUGUUGGAGAGCUGACCUAUUGGACUCCAAUGUUGAUCCAACAUCUCGCCCCUCAUAUCAUGCUCUGCAGAUGGCCCAACCUUAGUCCCAUUACUCACUCUAACCCUAGAGCCUGACAUUGCUCUGACAGCUCUCUGAUGACACGGCUCAAUAGGAGGGUUUGAUGCCACGCCAGGCCCCAAUCCCUAAGCCAGGGGAAUGAGAUGGAGAAGGAAAUAAGGACAUGGAGAAAUCUUAUUCUAGUCAUCUCCUCUCAUCCUUUAUAUCCUUUAAAGCAUCACUUCUUAAAACCAGGCCUUGAAAGCAGGGAGAGGUGGUAGAGAGAGGGAAAGAGGAGAGAGAAAGAGAGCGAGAGUAAGAGCAGAGAGUGUGGGGGGGGGGGGGGGGGGGGGGAACGAUAAUGAGUAAAGGGGGUUUUGUGAAGUAGCACCAAUAUAAUCCCAUUGAUAGAUGUGGCAUCAUGGAUUACGUUGAGGUUAGUGAUACGGAUCUUUUGGUGGACGACAGCACAGCCCCUAGCCAGUGCAGCACUAAGCUCACAUAGUGUCUGCCAGUAAACAACAGCCUCAAUCAAUUCACAGACAGCGGGCCACACAAUCUCCAAGUAAUGUGCUCAGAUCUAUAGAAAACUCUACAAGGAAUUCUGAGCUCUGGAAUUGUUAGUAGCAUUAUAGUAGUGCCAUGGUUGUUGCCAUGGCUUUUUUAAAAUUCAGAAUAUGUGGGUUAUUUUUGGCAUGGUGUGUUCUGUCCUGACUCCUGAGAGCUGAUGCAUAGCCAUUCUGCAACGGGGCCAUAACUCAUAGCUGCUCGUUCAGUCACUGCUACUCUGUGUUGUAUUUCACAGGGACUGCAGUGCGAGGCCCUUAACAAGGCUUUUAUAAACACCCCUUCCCCACUGCCCCCGCUAACGAGAGGGUAAUCAGCCUUUUAAUUAGCUUGAUCAACUCAUUUCAGAUCACACAAGUGCUCCACGUUCGGCACAUAGAUUGCAUGCAGAAAGUAAUCAUGUCAAAUGCAAAGAGGCCCAUGGAGGACAGAGCUUAGUCCCUGCAAUGUAGAACACAUUUUGUGGUGUUUCACCCCUGAGGUUUUUGGCUAAGAUUUAUCAUAUCAGUAGUCAUGUUUCAAUAAAAAACUAAUUUUCAGGUUCUCUAAAAAUUAUCAUCAUUGAGUAAAUACAUAAGUAAAUAAAAAGCUACAUUAACAAACCUCCAGCUGAUACAGUCAGCUGGGUUUGUGUUCCUAAAUACAAAAUGGUGCUGAAAACUGAAAUGCAACAGUGAUGAAUAAUGCCAGUUAUAGAAUCCUUGGGAAAGUACAGUAAGGGAGUUUUCUUGAUGUCAACUUGCAUCAAUAUAUAGUACUAUAGCCUGUCUCCCUGUGCUUCCAGAGGCUUGUGAGGCUUGCAUGAUUGCCUGCAGUGUGGAUGUGCUCCGGGAAGCGUCCAUGGGAUGAGGCAGGAAUAGAGACGAGAGCCCUCUGAGAGGAUAGUCAUAAUAGACACCGGUGCCUCUGCAGGAAUCAGGCAUUAGUCACAGCCACAGUUCUAACUCUGAUGUUUCUCUCGCUCUUAGUCCUAGUUUUUCUGCAUUCCCUUCAUCCCCUCACACAGUCACCUUUCUGUAUAAUUGUUCAGUGGCUCUGAGAGUCUGCUGUAAGUGACAUUUGGAUGGCCUCUGAAAUUAAUCCCUGAUUUGGCAUCUUGCCCUCGAAAUUAUGUUAUCUUGCCCUUUCAUCAUAGUAACUUCCUCUGUGAAGCGCUUGCAUUAAUUACGGUGCCAGCGGAGGCACACAUCGCUCAAUUAAGAGAGAUUGUCUUCUGAGAUAAUACACAUUCCUCAGAGCAUAUAUACAGCAGUUUUUUUCACUCGCGGUUCUCUGCUAUGUUCAUGUAUGGCUAGUUAAUGCGCUAUUAAUAGGUGGGGCUGUAGUGGAACAGGUUGAGAGCUUCAAGUUCCUUGGUGUCCACAUCACCAACAAACUAUCAUGGUCCAAACACAGCAAGACAGUCGUAAAGAGGGCACGACAAAGCCUAUUCCCCCUCAGGAGACUGAAAAGAUUUGGCAUGGGUCCUCAGAUCCUCAAAAAGUUAUACAGCUGCACCAUCGAGAGCAUCCUGACUGGUUGAAUCACUGCCUGGUAUGGCAACUGCUCGGCCUUCAACCGCAAGGCACUACAGAGGGUAGUGCGUACGGCCCAGUACAUCACUGGGGCCAAGCUUCCUGCCAUCCAGGACCUCUAUACCAGGCAGUGUCAGACGAAGGCCCUAAAAAUGGUCAAAGACUCCAGCCACCCUAGUCAUAGACUGUUCUCUCUGCUACCGCACGGCAAGUGGUACCGGAGCGCCAAGUCUAGGUCCAAAAGGCUUCUUAACAGCUUUUACCCCCGCCAUAAGACUCCUGAACAGCUAAUCAUGGCUACCCGGACUAUUUGCAUUGUCCCCCCCACCCCAUCCCACCCCCUCUUUUACACUGCUGCUACUCUCUUUUUAUUAUCUAUGCAUAGUCACUUUAACUGUACCCACAUGUACAUAUUACCUCAAUUACCUAGACUAUUAUGUGCCCCCGUACAUUGACUCUGUACCGGUACCCCCUGUAUAUAGCCUCCCUACUGCUAUUUUAUUUUACUGCUGCUCUUUAAUUCCUUUUUAUUUUUAUUUUUUACUCAUCUAUUUUUAACUUUACACUUAUUUUUCUUAAAACUGCAUUGUUGGUUAAGGGCUUGUAAGUAAGCAUUUCACUGUAAGGUCUACACCUGUUGUAUUAGGCGAUUGUGGCAAAUACAAUUUGAUUUGAUUAGAUUUGUCCAAUCUGCUAUUUGAACCCUUGACCUGCUCACAUUCUUCAGCCCCGGGGGGCUCAAACAAACCUGAGAGUUAUAGAGUUAAUAAAAGGCUAAUCAGGCCUAUUUAGAGUAAAAUGAUGAAAAAAUAUGAUAAGCAUGUUAUAAUAAGACUAAUUAGCAAGAGUACAUAGUACUUAUAAGUACAGUGGAAUCCAUUUCAACAGCUUCUGACCAAGAUAGCCCUCAAAUUUCACAUAAUGGAUGGAAAAAAUACAGCUACAGUUUAUAGAAGCAAUAAUAACAUUUAAAUAACCUCACAGCCUUCUACCCUGUCUUCUUCCCACAGUUCCCCCCUCCCCUAUCGCACCCCCACAGCUGCUGCGAGCGGGCUCCACAUAUCUGAUCAUCCAGCUCAACACCAACUCCAUCCUGGGAGACGGCCCUAUCAUCAGGAAGGAGAUUGAGUACCGGGCCAGCCAAUCACCUUGGUCCGAGGUCCAUGGGGUCAACAUGGUCACCUACAAGCUGUGGCACCUGGACCCAGACACGGAGUAUCACAUAAGUGUGUUGCUGACCCGGCCCGGAGAGGGCGGCACCGGACCACCCGGACCACCCCUCGUCAGCAGGACUAAGUGUGCAGGUGAGGGUCUGGGCAGUGUGACAAGGUCUAGAUACGCUUGUUAGUAUGUGACAUUCUCAUAGUUGGCCGUGUUUGGUAACACAGAAUAUUUUGUUAAUACAUGUUAUUAACCACUUGCAAAUCCUUGAUAAAAUCUUACCAUACCAUAUCAUACUUUUAAAGCCACAUACACUUUGAAUAGAUUUGCAAUAUCUAUUGUAAGAUCACUCUAGUUUUCUUUGUCUGACUGAUAUGUUUCUAGUCUUGAUAAAUAGAGGAAAAUGUAUCACUCCUCUGUGGAUUUAAACUCAGAAACCUCAGAAACGCUCCUUAUAUUUUUUGGACAUUUUAGAGAGGAUAUUUCCUCAGUCAAUUCAAAGUACAGAUGCCCAACAGCUAGAUGCUCACACUUUAUUUAAUCUCAGAGUAAGUGCUUCAUUAUAUUGUUGAAUUUGAAAAGUGGAAUAACAGACCAUCACCAAGGUGAUAAUGUGGCAAAAUUGUAUUCCAGACUGAAACCCCUCUGUGAGAUUGAGAGGUGGUCUUGUUCCUCAGAUUUUUUUGUACAAAUAUCAUUUGUGCUGGAAGAAAAACAACUAACACACACACACACACACACACACACACACACACACACACACACACACACACACACACACACACACACACACACACACACACACACACACACACACACACACACACACACACACACACACACACACACAGAACCACACAAUUCAUGCCUAUUUCCUGUGGGCAGUUGUCCCAUGUCUUCGACAGUCAUCAGUCUUUAGUAUGCCCAGCGGUCUCUUCCCACCACAAACCAUCUCUCACACCUCUCCCCUUCCUGUUCCACCAACCACAGCCUCCAUGUCCUUUCUCUAAUGACACAUUAAGCACACUCCCUUUUCCCAAUAGCCGCAGACACCACCUAUUCAUCAGUAAAAUAGAGUGAGCCCACAGCCAGCUGUCACUGAAAAACACAGAGAAAAAUAUAAAAUGAGAGGAAGUAGAGAAAGGAUACACAAGGAAAAAAUGAUAAUAUUUCAAAGAGAUAGACAGGGAAAGAGGAGAGUGAAUUUUAUAGUUCUAAGUGAGAGAGGAUGCACACAAUGUUCUAAUGUAAAUUACUUUCAGUGGCACCAAUAUUAUCCUGUCUGAAGUUUCUGAAUUUCAGCCUCUGAUGUAUUUACAUUUCAUCCCACUGUGACAUUAGCUUGUGCAUACAUGUGUGUAAUUAAAAAUGCCACUGUGUUUGCUUACCUGUUAAACAGAGCAUUUAGAUGCAAUAUAGGUGUAUCAGGGAAAAUGUCGCCUGAAUUAAGUUUGCCCGCCUUUGUUUGUCACGUGUUUUAUCACCAGACAAUUUGCAUACCAGUGGCUACUAAUAAUAUAAUCUAUAGUUUUGUCUUGGCAGUAUAGUUCAUGUUGGUGACUCCAAAUAACUGUCUCAGAUAUCAAAGCUCAACCUCUUGCCCUGUAAUUUCCCCAGCUGUUGUUUUCACAACAUACAAUGCAUUCGGAAAGCAUUCAGACCCCUUGACUUUUCCCACAUUCUUUUUACGUUACAGCCAUUUUCUAAAAUGGAUUAAUAAAAACAUUUUCCUCAUCAAUCUACACACAAUACCCCAUAAUGACAAAGCGAAAACAGGUUUUUAGAAAAUUCAGACCCUUUGAUAUGAGACUUGAAUUUGAGCUCAGGCGCAUCCUGUUUCCAUUGAUCAUCCUUGAGAUGUUUCUACAACUUGAUUGGAGUCCCCCUGUGGUAAAUUAAAUUGAUUGGACAUGAUUUGGAAAGGCACACACCUGUCUAUAUAAGGUCCCACAGUUGACAGUGCAUGUCAGAGCAAAAACCAAGCCAUGAGGUCGAAUGAAUUGCCCGUAGAACUCAGAGACAGGAUUGUGUCGAGGCACAGAUAUGGGGAAGGGUACCAAACCAUUUCUGCAGCAUUGAAGGUCCCCAAGAACACAGUGGCAUCCAUCAUUCUUAAAUGAAAGAAGUUUGGAACCACCAAGACUCUUUCUAGAGCUGCCCGCCCGGCCAAACUGAGCAAUCGGGGGAGAAGGGCCUUGAUCAGGGAGGUGACCAAGAACCUGAUGGUCACUCUGACAGAGCUCCAGAGUUCGUCUGUGGAGAUGGGAGAACCUUCCAGAAGGACAACCAUCACUGCAGCACUCCACCAAUCAGGCCUUUAUGGUAGAGUGGCCAGACGGAAGCCACUUCUCAGUAAAACACACAUGACAGCCCGCUUGGAGUUUGCCAAAAGGCACCUAAAGGACUCUCAGACCAUGAGAAACAAGGUUCUCUGGUCUGAUGAAACCAAUAUGUUUUCAGCAGCAGGGACUGGGAGACUAGUCAGGAUCAAGGGAAAGAUGAACGGAGUAAAGUACAGAGAGAUCCUUGAUGAAAACCUGCUCCAGAGCAUUCAGACUGGGGCAAAGGUUCAACUUCCAACAGGACAACGCUCCUAAGCACACAGCCAAGACAACGCAGGAGUGUUUUCGGGACAAGUCUCUGAAUGUCAUUGAGUGGCCCAGCCAGAGCCCCGACUUGAACACGAUCGAACAUCUCUGGAGAGACCUGAAAAUAGCUGUGCAGCGACACUCCCCAUCCAACCUGACAGAGCUUGAGAGGAUCUGCAGAGAAGAAUGGGAGAAACUCCCCAAAUACAGGUGUGCCAAACUUGUAGCAUCAUACCCAAGAAGACUCGAGGCUGUAAUCGCUGUCAAAGAUGCUUCAACAAAGUACUGAGUAAAGGGUCUGAAUAUUUAUGUAAAUGUAUUAUUUCAGUUUUAAAUUUUUUAUAAAUGUGCAAACAUUUCUAAAAAAUGGUUUUUGCAUUGUCAUUAUGGGGUAUUGUGUGAAGAUUGAUAAGGAAAAACAAAACAAUUUAAUCAAUUUUAGAAUAAGGCUGUAACGUAACAAAAUGUGGAAAAAGUAAAUGGGUCUGAAUACUUUCCAAAUUUACUGUAAGGGUUAGGUUGUUGUGUCUACUGGCUUGAUCUGUUGGUGGCCUGAUCCUGAUUCACACACCUUCACAUACCCCUCAUCCAUCUGGUGUAUCUCACCAUGUCCACCCUCCAGGAGUCUAAUCACCACCUGGACACCCUUGAGUUCCUCUGAUCCCCGUCUCCCAGCCCAGCCCCCAGACCAUCUGGUCCAGAACCCACACUGACCUCACACUUCAUCAUUGCAUUAUGAUCCUCCUCACCUUUGUUGGGCUGCUUAGGUCUAGGCAUAAGGAAAUAGAUGGUCUUGUCACAGUGGGGAUCUCUGGGAGUGUGCUAAUUAGCAGAGUGAACAGGCUUGGACCCUCUUGGUGUUCUUCUGACUAAAGUGAAUUUCCUCUCCAAAAAAGACUGUUGCCAUGGACUGGGUAUGUUCUGCGGUUCCGUGUGAACACCGCCUCUCUUCCUGGCUGGCUCUGACCUAUAUAGUGGAGCCCGGGCGUCCUCCUGUUGGUGCUGUAAAACUAAUGGCCGUGAAUGUGAACAUGGUCUCCACCCGCCUCUGAUGGCCAGCCAGGUGUGCUUGAUGAGCCAUCACUGUGAUUAUCAGCAGGGCUGCAUUAUCGUAGCUCGAAGCCCCUCAAGUAAAUCACAGACGAGACAAGUUAUUUCGUACCGCAGGUGGUCCCCAAACCACGUUAAUAGGCUUCCACCUGCAGCUGGGUCACUGAGCCUUCUCGAGAGCCCCCUGCCACCAAACCUCUCUGCCAAGUGUGGGGCUAGGAACAUUACAGAGAGUGCUCAUGCCUUUCACGGCUUUUCUUCCUCAUCCAUCAUGUCAGGCCUCUCUGUCAACGACUGCAUUCCUGCUUCAUUCCUCCUUCAUCUCCCAUCCCCCCUGUGGUUAAGUUUUCACAGACUCCCUCCACAGCUCAGCACCAUCCUAGGCCAAGGACAACCCUGUCCACAGGUAAUCCCAUGGAUCAGUAUUAGUGGGAGUAAUAAACCAGAAGCUCUCCCCUUCCUUUCCUCUCACUUCUAUACCGUGAGGAACAAGCAUGCCACUCUGGGCUCUGGGCCAUGUUGGGGAUGCUGCAACCUCUCUCCGAAGGGUGCCAGGGAGUGUGCGCUGCACACAGUCGAGCGUGGCAUGCAGACAAAUAGACUGGGCAAAGGGAAGGGUGUUGGCACAAAAGUCCACUUUGAUGAAAAUCCACAAUGGGCACACUGUGGCCUCUUCAGUGUUUUUUUCAUCAGCUCCUCAGUUAAAAGCCCCUCUUUAUUUAGCUUCGAGACUGUGCAGACUAUCAAUUACACCAUAAAGACAAUCCUCAAUCAGAUCGUACAAUUGUUCAAACAUUUCCUGCCGCGUCUAAUGUACCACUACUUGAUUACCCAGGCCACACAUUUUUCAGCUGUCACAGACUGAUGUUCAGAACAAUGCAGUGGUCAUGUUUCCUUCUAGACCGAGAUGCCAGCAAACAAAUUAGGAAAGUAAACAGGUGACUGUGGAGAGGCUUUAGUAUAGAUUGCCAGUGUCAUGAAAUUCAGCUUUAGGGAGAGAUAUAAUGAAUAGAAAGGGAAAAGGGAUAAAUAUCUGCGAGGAAGAGGAUGGCCUUUUGAGUGGUGAGUGUGUGCGUGUGCAUAUGCCUGUUUGUGCUCGUAUGUGUCCUUUCAGACUUAGAGAGAGCACCUUUCAAAUCCAUAUCCUUUGAUUACUCCCUUUGUUCCUUCAAGCUUCCCCUCGCUCAUCGAUGCAUUAGCUCCAUUGUUUUAGUCCUCAGCACAAAUAGCUGCAGUGAGAGAAGAAUCCCUUUGAGUGUGAUAGUCAGUGCAGGAAUGAAGAUGGUGGCUGGUGUUACCUUACUCUUCUCACUGCUGAGCCCUCCGCUCCAUAUCUCCUCUGUCACUCUCACUCUCCUCCACCAUUAGUCACGCAUCCCUAUUAAAAGAACAAAGCAAUACAAUACAUUAUGUGGAAUAUUGUUUGACAAAAAGGCAUCGAUUGUGUUAAUAAUGGGCUGUGACAAAUGCCUCCAUUGGUAGUGUGCUCCCUGAAAGUGUCCUUGGCUCACCCCUGCAGCCUGUAUCUCUUACUGCAACACUGACUGGCUUGUGCCUUCAGGCAUAGAGGCUUCUCAGUAUCUCUGUAUCCCUCUAUCUGUCUAUGCCGAGGGAGGAAAAGAAAGACAAGGCUGUAGUUCUCUCUGUUUGAGUCAAAGGAAAACAGGGUUGACCCCAAACCCGGCAGUGACCAGAAGUAACUGGGUGACUGCUAAAAAUAAGCAGCCCGUCCACAAUGACCCAGCAAUAAAGAUAACCGGUGGAAUUGAACGCCCUUGGACAGCUCUCUUAUUUUUGGUUCUGAAUUUGGCCUCUGGGCAUGGAACUAUAGUGGACACUCAAUUUGCUAGUUGACACAGAGGCGGGGACUGGCGGGGGUGUGACAGAGACCCGCAGCCUGUCCCAUUAAUUAGCGUAAUUGGCACUAGUCCGUGCAUGGCUGGCGGGGGACGUGGGUGUGCCGCGCCCACAGUUUUUCUCUGGCAGUAAAACUGUUGACCUCUAUGAUGGGACAUGGUAGUGCCACCUAGCUUGGAUGAACAGCUUCCAACACAUCGGCGUGACCGAGAGAACGUUGUCAGAACUUGUCACACAUGGGAGCAUCAGGGCUAUUACUAAAGGAUUUCAUUAAAACAUAAAGAUUUCGUAAUUUACACUGUGUUUAAACAGUUUAUAUUUAACCUUUAUUUAACCAGGUUAGUUUCUUGAGAUAAAAAUAUAUUUUUCAAAAGAAGACCUGGACCUAGUUGAUAACAAGGCCUUCUCUCGCUCUUCCCUUCCCUUCCUCCCCCUGCCAUCCUCCCUCUCUGUUAGAACCCACACGGGCCUUGCGAGGUCUCACAGCCUCAGAGAUCCAGUCCAGGCAGCUGACCCUGCAGUGGGAGACGCUGGCCUACAACUUGACCCGCUGCCACACCUACUCUGUGUCACUGUGCUACCACUAUGCCACCGCAGGGGGCGGUGGAGGGCAAAACACUACUGUGCGCGAGUGCCUGGCGGUGGAGCACAACGCCUCACGCUUCACCCUGCGCGACCUGCCGCCCUACCACUCCAUCCACGUCCGUCUGGCGCUCGCCAACCCUGAGGGCAAGAAGGAGGGUCGGGAGGUCACCUUCCACACUGAAGAGGACAGUAAGUGAUGGGAGAAUGUUGGAGACAUAUUCUGUACGUAGGAGCUCAUACAGGGUACAUUCAUAGAAACCAGAAUAACAUGGGAGAAUGUUGGAGACAUAAAAAGGAACUGAUACGUACAGGGCACAUAUUCAUAGAUAGGAACCGUCUUGUGUUGAAGUGCCCUAAUGCCAAAAUAAUAUUUUUCAGUGGUGCAAUACUCCAGUCUUGUCAGGCCAGAGUUCAGGUUGUGGGUUACUAUUCACAAAAAUGUGUGGCGGCUACUGAACACUGCUGGUACAUUAUAUCAGUGCUUUUAGAUGUACCUGAUAGCCUGGCAAGGUCUGUUGGCUGCCAUCCAACACCCUCACAGACUGUUCGGGGAUCAAUUUGGUGUCUGUCUGUUUAGGUAGUGGUGAAACUUCUGUGAGACCAAAAUAACCUAAAGUCAUUCAAAACUUUUCUCCGGAGUGUAUUAUCUCCACUCUGCUCUAAAUUCAAAUUUGUGUUAACAAAUUAACAAAAAUAGUGCCGUUCAAAUGGGGGAAAAAAUCUAGCUAUCUAUACAGUUGGGAUUGAUAACACUGGGACAGUCAACAUCAGUAGCUACAGUUUGAUUGAAGGGAUUCAUAACUAUCAUGGUCCAUCUCCUUUCCCAUGCGGUUGUGUCUCAGUAUACUUGAAUAAAAGCAUUGUCACCAUCUCCAAGAGGCUGCAUUAGCAUACCAAAGGAUCCGUCUCAUUCUCAAAUGAAAAUGAAAUAUUAAUAAUCAUAUCUGAGGCCCACCAGUAAGCCAGAGAGAACGGAUUUCCCCCAUAUCUCCCAAUAUAUAUUCCUUUUGUGCCAAGGCAGGCAACAGCCUCUGUGCAUUGCAGAUGCCUGACUGAAGGACAAAUACAUUUUUCCAUGAAAAAUAAACAAAACAAAUGCACUGUUCUCACACCAAAGGGAGAAAUAAAGAAAUGUGUGUGAGAGAGAGAACGAGAAUGAGAGAAAAGAGAGAGAGAGAGAGAGAAAAAAAAGAGAUACCUGUCAAUUAUAAACACACUCUUCAAAAGCUUUUAAUCAGCAACUCUCUUUCCAGACUCUGUCACUACCGAAAUAACACCAGACAGCUGUUUCCUCACAGGGCUGAAUGGUUGUUGCUUUAGUCCCAGUGUAGAUCUCUCUUCCCCCCACCACCACUCUACCCUGCACUCUACAAACCCAGACUAAUGGGGAUUGUGGUCUGGAAUAGAAAACCACAGAGCACAGAGGAUACUAUAAAAACAGUUAGCAUUGUUUUUAUAUGGAUGUGUCUAGGCCAGGCUUCCCCUGGUGUCCAGGCCAGACAGAGUUUUAACAGCAUUCAGCAUUUAUACUAAUGAAUGUCGUCACUGGCCAUCAGCUGAGGAUGCAUUUAAUCACCACUAUUUCACUGAGGUAUUUUGAAGGCAUAAGACUCCUGGUACAAUAGAAAUGAUCUGUCCACUAUAGUACAGUAAUUAUAUCAUGUCACUGUCAGACUCAGUGCUCAACGUAAUGUCUUUAAGGGUCUCUGCAUCACGUAAUAUGAACAUUUACAUUUACAUGUUUAGUUUUUUGGUCAUUUAGCAGACGCUCUUAUCCAGCGCGACAUACAGUUAGUGAGUGCAUACAUUUUUCAUACCUCACCAUCAUGAUGAUAGUAUGAACCUGAUCAGUCUUAGUUGACUGUAAGUACUUGUUAUUUACUAUAGUGGUUUUACUCAGUGGUUUUAUACCCCCUUGUUUCUGAUCCGUCAAUCAUCUCCUAUUCUCUUUGCUUGUACUCUCUCUGACUCUGGCCCUGACUAUAUACACUACGGUUAACACAAAAUAGAGUCCCUUAUGUCCAACACAAUGCAGAAUUCUCAGUUCCAAGGCUAACAUUGUGAGAGAGACUCCGUGACAUUGACCACUGAAUAUGAUAUUGACAUUAUGAGAUGCUUGCCAUGAUAUUACCGCUUCAAUUUCCUGACCUGUGUGUGCACUGCUUAUUUCCCAUAGUUCCCGGCGGCAUCGCCCCUGAGUCGCUGACCUUCACCCCCCUGGAGGACAUGAUUUUCCUCAAGUGGGAGGAGCCAGUGGAACCCAACGGUCUCAUCACCCAAUACGAGGUAAGGAUGCUUCCCACUCUGCUCGAUGCCCUCCAAUCAUCUUCCUCUAAACAUCUCCUCCCAAAGUCCUCAGGUUCACCCUCCUGACUCUCAUAUCAGAUUAGAGUUUGUAGGAAUUGAUUGGUGUAGUUUAGGUCAGCAAGAGCAGUGUCACAGGCAUUGAUUAGUACAGGUAAGUUCUAGGAGAAAAAUGUCACAGAACUUUUCAAACAGAGAGUUUGAAACAAGGACAGAACAAUAAGCAGUCCCACCAACAAUUUUACAGCUGUGUCAUACAGUUAGCUAUAUUUUAUAGGGGGCUGUUAAUUGAGGUAAUAGAGACAACACAGCUAUUUGACGCUAAGAAUACAGGCAGAAGAUAUCAGCCGCUCUGUAUGUGUGGUUAUGUAUGGCAUUUUUAUACAAGCUCAUAGUCCAUCCCCAGAGCGCUCUGUUUCUCUCCACUCAUCUAACAGUACAUCUAGAGCUAGCAAAUAGUCUGGCACCUUGUCACCAACAUUUUUCUGCAUAUAGCACUGCCAUGCAUCAUCACGUUAGUCUCACCCUAAUUUAUUAGCACUCAUUUAUUCAUGCUAAUUUUGGAGUAGGUCUCAGAUGACAAUUUGCAACGUUAUUCUCACUUUCUCCCUUUUGCCUUCACCUAUGGUAGGGGCUCAGCACAGUAUUACCUAUACCAGCCUCAAGCCUUCCCCCAGCCCUCUCUAUUUCAAUGUCGUCUCAAGGAGGAUAUUAUUAAAUGGGAUUUGUGGUUUGACAAAUAAAGUGGAGGCAGGGAUGGAUUUUCUCCCUGUAGCAUCCUGAUCUCUCUGAGCUAACAAAGAGAGCUUUAGACGGAGCCACAGAAGAAAUCCUCUUCAUUUCUCUCCCAUUAAAGCAUUGACCUGUCUCCCUGAGCCCAUCGACCGCCACGACUCCAGCCUCACAAGCCCCUUCUUGGUCCUCUUUGGUCUUUCUGGAGGCUAUUAUCGGCAUUUAUAUUGGGGGUUUUAUGUGUGUACUGUGCACAGUAAUUGGCUGUCUUCACAGUUACCACGCCUGCAUGGGCAUAUCGUGCUCUUAAAAUUAUCUGCAAAGUCAAUAGUUUGAUUCAAGUCAAGUCAGUGGGAAGCGAGGCUUGUCUGUGUCAUUUAACAUUCCCAGUUUUUACAUUCCUCUCUGACGCCACAUGGUUGGAAUCCCAUAAGACAGUUUGACUGGGUGGGAAAAAGUUGAUUCCAACAGCAUCAAUAUUUCACACAGAACACAUUUCCACAUUAGCAUGAAUGUCCUUCAGGCUUGGCAAUUAUGAAUGUAUUAGCAAGCUAAACAAAAUCAUUAGCCUCUUGUUAUUGAGCAACCCACAGGUUGGGAAAUUUGUAAACACACAAAACAAUAACGGUUUGAUAAUGAUUCCACUUUCAUGACAAAAUAACAAUAUUACACAGGACUGCAUCACAUACGCUGCUGCUACUACUAUACUAUAUAGACUCCUGAGUGGCGCAGUGGUCUAAGACACUGCAUCGCAGUGCUAACUGUGCCACUAGAGAUCCUGGUUCGAAUCCAGGCUCUGUCGCAGCCGGUCGCGACCGGGAGACUCAUGGGCGGCGCACAAUUGGCCCAGCGUCGUCCAGGGUAGGGGAGGGAAUGGCCGGCAGGGAUGUAGCUCAGUUGAUAGAGCAUGGCGUUUUCAACGCCAGGGUUGUGGGUUUGAUUCCCACGGGGGGCAUAGUAUAAAAAAAUAUAUGUAUUCACUAAAUGUAAGUCGCUCUGGAUAAGAGCGUCUGCUAAAUGACUAAAAAUGUAAAUGUAAAAAUACUAUUUCCUAUCUGUCACUUUAUUCCUAGUUAUAUGUACAUAUCUACCUCAAUUACCUUGUACCCCUGCACAUCGACUCGAUACUGGUACCCCGUGUAUAUAGGCAAGUUAUUGUUACUCGUGUAUCUAUUAUUACUUUUAUUAUUACAUGUUUUACUUUUCUAUUAUUUCUCAUUUCCUUUCUCUCUGCAUUGUUGGAAAGGGCCCGUAAGUAAGCAUUUCACUGUUAGUCCACACCUGUUGUUUACGGAGCAUGUGAUUAUUUUUUAAAAAUAUUAUUUUGAUUUGCAAAGCAAAAUGACCAAUCAGUACAUCGACUUAGAGCAGCAGCACAAUUUUCAAAGUCAGAUGUGAAUCCUCAGAGAAAAUCUAUUGAACAAAAGUUAAAGGAUAGUUGCUCCACAAAGUUAAUAACUCAUGCUCUCAGAAAUAAUUGCAGUAUGAAUCAUUCUGGUGUCUUUUCUUAAUUUGACCACAGAUCAGCUACCAGAGCAUUGAGUCGUCUGACCCGGGCAUCAACGUGCCAGGACCUAGGAGAACAGUGUCGAAGCUGAGGAAUGAGACCUAUCACAUGUUCUCCAACCUUCACCCUGGCACCACAUAUCUGAUUUCGGUCCGCGCCCGCACAACCAAGGGCUUCGGCCAGACUGCCCUAACUGAGAUCACCACCAACAUUUCUGGUGAGCAUCGGUGUGUGUGUGCACAUGACAUUACAUUUCAUAACACUUUUCACAACACAUUAAGUGUGUUCCCUCAGGCCACUACUCUACUAUCCCAUAUCUACAAUACAAAAUCCCUGUGUACGUGUGUGUAGAGUGCAUUUCCGUGUGUGUGCCAUGUCAACAUUUGUACAUAGCUUGGAUCAAAGUUGAACAUCAACUGUCUGAAGGAGAUAACAGGAGUCUGUAAAUAGACUAUAUAUACAAAAGUAUGUGGACACCCCUUCAAAUUAGUGGAUUUGGCUAUUUCAGCCACACCCGUUACUGACAGGUGUAUAAAAUCGAGCACACAGCCAUGCAAUCUCCAUAGACAAAUAUUGGCAGUAGAAUUGCCUUACUGAAGAGCUCAGUGACUUUCAACGUGGCACCGUCAUAGGAUGCCACUAGUUCGUCAAAUGCCCUGCUAGAGCUGCCCCCAGUCAACUGUAAGUGCUGUUAUUGUGAAGUGGAAAUGUCUAGGAGCAGCAACGGCUCAACCGCGAAGUGGUAGGCCACACAAGCUCACAGAACGGCGUAAAAAUCAUAAUCUGUCCUCAGUUGCAACACUCACUACCGAGUUCCAAACUACCUCUGGAAGCAACGUCAGCACAAGAACUGUUCGUCAGGAGCGUCAUGAAAUGGGUUUCCAUGGCCGAGCAGCCGCACACAAGCUUAAGAUCGGCUAGAGUGGUGUAAAGCUCGCCGCUAUUGGACUUUGGAGCAGUGGAAAUGCGUUCUCUGGAGUGAUGCCAGGUGAACGCUACCUGCCCGAAUGCGUAGUGCCAACUGUAAAGUUUGGUGGAGGAGGAAUAAUCUGUCUGGGGCUGUUUUUCAUGGUUCGGGCUAGGCCCCUUAGUUCCAGUGAAGGAAAAUCUUAACACUACAGCAUACUGUACAAUGACAUUCUAGACAAUUCUGUGCUUCAAACUUUGUGGCAACAGUUUGGGGAAGGCCCUUUCCUGUUUCGGCAUGACAAUGCCCCCGUGCACAAAGUGAGGUCCAUACAGAAAUGGUUUGUCGAGAUCGGAGUGGAAUAACUUGACUGGCCUGCACAGAGCCCUGACCUCAACCCCAUCGAACACCUUUGGGAUGAAUUAGAAAACCGACUGCCAGCCAGGCCUAAUCGCCCAACAUCAGUGCCCGACCUCACUAAUGCUUAUGGCUGAAUGGAAGCAAAUCCCCUCAGCAAUGUUCCAACAUCUAGUGGAAAGCUUUCCCAUAAGAGUGGAGGCUGUUAUAGAAGCAAAGGGGGGACCAACUCCAUAUUAAUGCCCAGGAUUUUGGAAUGAGAUGUUCGACGAGCAGGUGUCCACAUACUUUUGUUCAUGUAGUGUAUGUUUGAAGGGUGUUACAGCAAUAUGUUAAUUGAUGUUGCACAUGGCUAUAAUCACAACUCCUCUGGGUCUCAAGUGAAUGUUGUGAGAUAGACUAAUUAAUUCCUAUAUAUCCAUCAGAGGAAAAAUACCAAUGACAUGCCCUCUUCUAUAUGGUGUAUGUCUCCCAUCAUUUGCAUAGAUUCCCAAUACUGCAGUCUCUCUAUCCGAGGGAAGGUAUCUCACUGAAGACUGUUGUCUGAGCUCGUGCAGCUGUGUAGUUAGCUAUAGUAGGUUUCACUCACUCUGUGCUUUUAUUAGGGUCUGAAUGUGACUUUCAACCUCAGGUGCUUUAUCCUCGUGCAGUGGCAAAACAACUCCUCCAAGAAUAUAAGUACAACCACUCCCAUCCUCUCAAAAGGAGUGACACCCUGUCAUCGCGCACAACAAAGCACAAAGAGCAGAGGGGAAACAAGGAUUGUUAUGUGUAAGGAUAGAUGCAGUGCUAUCUUCAUGGGACCAUGCAGCAUCUCCCAGCUGAGAGAAAGACAGACUCUGAGCUUAUUACUGAAGAAGGAAAUCCACCCCUGGUGUUCCAUUCACUUUUAAUGAUGCAUGUUUCCCUGUGUAAAAAGGCAGGAAUAAAAACACCUCAGAGGAAACCUCAAUGCAGCUCUCUCUCUCUCUCUCUCUCUCUCUCUCUCUCUCUCUCUCUCUCUCUCUCUCUCUCUCUCUCUCUCUCUCAGUGGGUGUAUGAGUGUGUCUCCACGCAAAGGAGAAUACUGAGAGUUUUUAAUUAUAGAUUUACUGCUUAAUCACUCCUUGGUGGCUGUAUGUCAGACAGGGACCUGCUGGCACGUGGCCAGAGAGAGAGUCCAAAAGUCAUUAUGUAUCAUCCUCCCCCUCCAUACCCCCUCUACUGGCCUACAGUGCAGAACAGCAGAACAUUCACUUGUACUGAGCAUCUUUCAUUGCUACACUGACAACUAGCUUAUAGCGCUUAUAACGAACUCAACAUACUGUACGUGCACCCCUACUAAGACAGCCAGAGAGCCUGCCGUCUACAGUCUACACUCUUCCAGAGUGAACUACCACAGAGCACUCUCUGAACUGUACACAACCCUCAAGCUAAUUCUUACUUUAUCUCCAUUGAGCUUACUCCAAUAAACCCCCUCCCAACCGACCAACACCUUUCUGAAAUCAAACACCUCACAGACUCUUCGUAGCACGCUAGAGCUUUUAUGUUGCGUGUGAAUAAAAUAAACACACACACAUUAAACGCCUCACUUUAAUUGAAGGCAGCUUAUUCAGCUAGCUGCAAUUUUCCAAACCCUCUUUUUUUAAUACCAUAAUCAUUGAUUCCUCCGUGAUAGUUUGCCUUUCCUCCCCCUCACUAAUUGACUAGGGAUAUUAAAGACACGCCGUGCAGAGGGAGGCAUCUCCUGGGAGAAACACAGCUUCGGCCAAAUCCCUUUAAAUGAGAAGCUCCUUCUAUAUGUCCUGCACUCGCAGGACUUUAAAUUGCACUCGGUAUCCAAGACAACCAGAACAUAGGGAAAUUCGGGAGGGCCAUUUCUGGGGGAACGGUGACAUUGUUUUGUGGAUAUGAAAUUGACUGUCAGUUUCACAAGAGUUGAUGGGGUCUGCAGACCUUUUAUGAGAGAAUAGGGAAAGAGGCUGUGUGUUUAUUAGAUAGGAUGUGUGGAUAGACUCAGCUGGUUUUAAAGGGGACUGAUGAAGGAUGUGUCUGUGUACGUGUGUGUGUCUGCAUGUGAGUGUGUGGCGUGAGAGUAUGUAUAUUAUCUUGUUUAUUACAAGGUCAGUCUAAUUGCUAUAUAAAAUAACUUGGUCUGUACUCCUGUGCUCCUGUCUCUUCAGCUCCAAUGUUUGACUAUGGAGACAUGCCGUCCCCUCUGAGUGAAACAGAGAGCACGAUCACUGUGUUGCUUCGCCCCGCCCUGGGCAGGGGAGCACCCGUCAGGUGAGAACACAACAGCAACAGACACACACAGACAUGUACACACAGAGAACAUUGUUCAUAGUGACAUUUCCAUUACAAUACAUAGAUAUUUAGGAUUUAUAGACAUUUUGAUGUCACAUUUACAGCACAUACAUAUUAUUUGCCAAUGCCCCCAUAUGAUCAAACUUAAUGAGAAACAUCUUACAAUAAUUUAUACCAACCUCUUAUAUUGUGCCCUGUCUCCACCAGUAAGUACCAAGUUGUGGUAGAGGAGGAGAGUGGCAGGAAGGUGAAGAGGGAACUGGGGGUUCAGGACUGUUACCCUCUGCCCAUGUCCCACGGGGAUGCUCAAGCCAGAGGGACCCCCCACUACUACACGGCCGAGCUGCCCCCCAGCAGCCUGCCUGAAGCCAGCCCCUUCACCGUGGGGGACAACCACACCUACAAUGGCUACUGGAACACCCCGCUGGACCCCCGCAAGAGCUACCUCAUCUACUUCCAGGCCAUGAGCAACUUCAGAGGGGUGAGUACAGGGCUUGAAGAAGGCUGUGGCUGA
Coregonus sp. 'balchen' is the source of this 29615-nucleotide messenger RNA. The record is from the annotation of a GenBank genome assembly. NCBI's taxonomy places the organism in Eukaryota, Metazoa, Chordata, Actinopteri, Salmoniformes, Salmonidae.